GGAAGAAUAUGUCAAUGUGCGUGUAUAAAAGCACCAGUCAGUGGACUCAGACUUCAAUCAGAAUCAUCAAGAAAAAAUAAGACAUCUUCAGCAAGGCAUUUUAAGACGAGACAAAACUACAAUGUUCACCACAAACCUCAUCCUGGGCUCCCUUCUUCUGUUGGUGCAUUGUCGUUCUGCUGUUAGUAGGAAGGUGGACUGCACAGAGAGAUGCUGUCUUUUUGUGGAGAACGUCCCGGGGAAAUUAAAGAACCUCCGUGUCUUAUUUCAAGACAUCAAGGGUUAUUAUGAAGACAAUGAUGAUCUGGAGUCGGUGUUACUGGAUGACGGGGUGUUCCAGAACUUCAAGAGCCGAUACGGAUGCCACGCUGUCAACGAUGUCUUGCGAUUCUACCGGGACACCGUCCUGCCAGCGGCGAUGAAUGACACUCUGAAAAAUGAACAGUUCAAAUUAUCGAUCGACUCAAUUGGACAGACAUUCAAAACUCUAAUGCGAGACAUACUGGCUUGCAGAAACUACUUUUCUUGCGUGGAGCCAUUUGACAUCAAAAACAUUGUGAAGUCUUAUAAUGGGAUGGAGAGUAAAGGCAUGUUCAAAGCCAUGGGGGAAUUGGAUGUACUGUUUAACUACAUUGAAGAGUAUCUGGCGUCAAAGAGACGGAGGCAUUGAUGUGGAUGGCCUGAACUAAUCUUUGAACAGUGGAAGUCUUGAAGGACAUAACGAACAGACUCACACCAGGACAUCCACACUAACAGCUGGGUGGUCUGCUAUUUCGUUUCUCGGAACAUGGAUUGAGUGUGUGUGUGUCUGUGUGUUAAUUUAUUUCUGUUAAACAAAAAUGAAUCUGUACAAGUCAUAUUGACUGUUACUUGAAAGUCAACACAUCUUGCCUGUUACUUGCCUACACCAGUGUAAUAAUUGCAUAAUAUUAUUUAAUUUAAUUUAAGAAAUAAAUGCCACUGAACUGCCUCUGUAUUUAUAUUUGUACCGAAUUCAUCUCAAAAUAAAUUAUAUUUAUGCUUACAUUUGGUCAUGUUGGUUUGUGUGUUAAAAGUAAGAGUGACAGGCUGAGAAAAGACAGCCAGAACA
Clupea harengus (Atlantic herring) is the source of this 1090-nucleotide messenger RNA. RefSeq names its product interleukin 10 (gene il10). The record is from RefSeq and is a predicted model, not a curated record. Gene Ontology annotation, cellular component: extracellular region. Gene Ontology annotation, molecular function: cytokine activity. Gene Ontology annotation, biological process: immune response. Lineage: Eukaryota; Metazoa; Chordata; Actinopteri; Clupeiformes; Clupeidae.